Molecule: messenger RNA, 1360 nt
Organism: Camellia sinensis
Lineage: Eukaryota; Viridiplantae; Streptophyta; Magnoliopsida; Ericales; Theaceae
Product: GDSL-like Lipase/Acylhydrolase superfamily protein
Molecular function (GO): hydrolase activity, acting on ester bonds
Source: RefSeq, a predicted model, not a curated record
UUAAAUCUGCAAGGUUUUAGUUACAGCGGCUUUCAUGCUUGACAAUGGAGAACCUUAGAAAUUGCGUGAGUUUGUUGUGUAUAAUAAUGAUUACGUUGAUUGUGGUUCUGAUGUUGCAUGCUACGCCAUGUAUUUGUUACACUUCGUAUGUGUUUGGAGACUCCUUGGUUGAUGCUGGAAACAAUGACUAUAUUUUCACCCUCUCAAAGGCAGACUCUCCUCCUUAUGGCAUCGACUUUGCGCCUUCUGGUGGCAAACCCACCGGAAGAUUCACCAAUGGUCGAACCAUAUCCGAUAUUAUAGGUGAAGCUCUUGGGAACAAGUCAUUUCCUCCACCUUACCUAUCCCCUGACUCAUUAUCUAAUGCAGUUUUAGGAGGAUUAAAUUAUGCUUCUGGAGCUUCUGGAAUCCUCGAUCAAACAGGAACCUUGUUUAUAGGAAGAAUCUCGCUAGGAGCCCAAAUCAGCUAUUUUGAGCAAACUAGAACUUAUAUGGUGCGUGCAAUGGGAGAAAAUGGAACAAGGACAUUCUUAAGCAAGGCUCUUUUCUCUCUUACAAUUGGAUCCAAUGAUGUUUUAAACUAUUUCCAACCAUCCAUUCCAUUUUUCGAGGAAAUCAAGGUUUCUCCUACCGUGUUCCAAGACUUUAUGAUUUCCAACUUGACAGUACAACUUAAGCGACUACAUGGCUUAGGGGCUAGGAAAUUUGUGGUAGUUGGGGUUGGACCUCUUGGGUGCAUACCAUUUGUUCGUGCCCUUCGUCUUGUGGCUAGUGGAAAAUGUUCAGUGGAGGUGAAUACAUUGAUUCAAGGUUACAAUAGAAAGCUAAGUGCAUUGCUUCAGCAUUUAAAUCAAGAGUUGGGACCAGAAGCUAUGUUUGUUUAUGCAAAUUCUUAUGAUGUUGUUACGGGGAUCAUACAAAAUUAUCGCCACUACGGAUUUGAUAAUGGAGAAGAUCCGUGUUGUGGAGGAUAUUUUCCACCAUAUGUGUGCUUUAAGGGAAGUAAUGCAAACAUGAGUUCCACUCUGUGUGACAAUCGAUCAAAGUAUGUGUUUUGGGAUGCAUAUCACCCAACCGAAGCGGCUAAUAUCAUCAUUUCAGAAAAAUUAUUGAACGGUGAUCAAAGAUUUUGCUCUCCACUCAACAUUCACAAGCUUUACAGCUAUAAUCUUCCCUCCUGGCCUAUGGAAUGAAAUAUUUUGUAGUUAUUUAUCCAUACAUAUGCUUAUGUUAUAUACCAAUAUUCUAUAUGUGUGUGUGUUUUCACAUACAUGCAUAUAUAUGUACUUUGUUAAUCAAUGCCACUCGUGAAUAAUAGCCAUAAGAGAAGCCUCUACUUUUAUUUGGACAAAUAUAGCAA